CCGUUAGAGUGCAGAAGAGGAGAACAGGUGUAACCUAUUGCAGAAUUCUGUGAAGAGAUGACUGCAGCCAUGAUCAUACUGCGAUUGUGUGUGCUACUUCUGAUAAAUUUAGGACUUACAGAUGCUAAAGUAGAUAUUAUCACUACUGAUCCAGAUGUGCUGAUCGGAACUGACGUCCUGCUUUUGUGCAAAGCUGAUACAGAGGGAGAAUUCAAAUGGGUGAAGGAUGAUGAAGACAUUGACAAUGAUCGUUAUUUAGUCGAGAAUGUGGAUGAGUCAUCAAGUAAACUGACCUUGAAGAAUGUUCAAUUAGGUGACAGUGGAGUCUAUUCCUGCAUUUUUGAAAAUGAUCACGGCAACAGUAUGAACAACUAUGGGAUCUAUGUCUACCAGACACCGGACUUUGGCACCACGAGUACAUACCAUGAAUUUCUGGUGAACCAGACAGUGAAAGUUCCCUGCGUGGUGUCUGGGAAGCCCGAGGUGGAAGUCCACUGGUAUAAGAACGAUCACAUCGUGAAUGAUGACGGCAGAGGUCAUCUCAAAAUAUUGCCAGAUAAAUCCCUGGAAAUUGUGGGAAUUCGGCAGGAAGACCGUGGAACCUACACAUGUGAAGGCAGGAUCAAAGGACGCCCCAUCUCAAGGACACUCCAAAUCUCUGUUGUUGUUAAUGAGCCACCGAUCGUAUUAAUUCACCAAGAGAGGAAGAGUGUUUCUGCUGGACCCGAUACCAGUGUGUCUAUAAUCUGCCUGGUCAAAGGAGAACCCACCCCAAAUAUUACAUGGAUAACCCCUUCACCAUUUGACAACACCCGUUACAAAUACAACUCUGACAGGAGCGAGCUCACCAUCUCUGCAGUGACCAGGAGAGAUUUUGGAGAGUAUGUCUGUACGGCAACCAAUAAGAUUGGGGAAAACAGUGCCACUUUUAUUCUGGAUGUGUCAGAGCGUCCAACUGUAGUUUUGGAUCAAAGCAAGCUGACAGUUAUUCCGGGGGAAGCUGGAUCCGUUGUCUGCAAUGCCACGGGGCAUCCGACUCCAACCAUCCAGUGGAUCAGAAAGACUUCCCGAGAGAAAAUGUCCAGGGUGGAGGGAUCUGAGCUGAUUCUUGAAAAUGUGAUGCCCUCUGAUGGUGGCUUUUAUUCCUGCAUAGCCAGCAACACAGCAGGCACAACCACUGAGGACUUCCAGUUAAUAACCUGGCCUGGCACACCCACAAAGUUUAGUGUGGUCCCGGAGUCCUCAUCUUCUGUCCUCAUCCAGAGUGUCUCAGUGCAGGACGGAGGGUCCCCCAUUUCUCAGUACAUCCUUCAGUGGAAGAAACCAUCCCAGGACAACUGGAGUCAAAGUGUUGUUAAGCCCUCAAGUCCUCUGGUCAUCAAUGCCCUUGAGCCGUACACAGAGUACUUAGUCCGCUUUGCAGCCAAAAACACUCAUUACCAGGGGAACUUCACUGCAGAGCAAAAAAUUGUGACACAGUCCCAACGAGAAACCAACAGCCCUGUUCUUUCUCUGAGCGAGAAAGAGCUGGAAAAGAACUCUGUCUCCAUCCCCAUUAAACAGCAGAAUGAUAGAGGCUCUCCCAUUCUACACUAUGCUGUACGCUACAGAGUGAACAAGGAGAAUGAGGAGUGGAAAGAAAAAGAAAUGCCUGGAAACUCAAGCCGAAUCCACCUGAGUGGCCUCCAGUACAACUCUGACUAUCAGAUGGAAGUUAUUGCUAUAAAUCACAACGGUUCAUCCAGCAUGGCCAAGGUUAACUUCACCGUCCCACAAGCUGUUUAUCAGCCGAGUGUAGGGAAAGCUGGUGUGGUGGGCAUAGUCAUGGUCAUCUUCUUGGUGCUGAUGGUAUCAGUAGAUGUUUUCUGUUGCUACACCAACAACUGUGGCCUGCUUAAUUUUCUUGCUCGUAAACUAUUUGGACAGAAAGUGGCAAAUUCUAAAGACGUGGAUGAAGAGGCCAAUAAUUCCAAUGGAGACAUGAAGCUGAGUGGGCUAGCGAUACCACAGGGCAGCAUCCCAAAACUUCAGGCACCCAAUGGGGCAGUGAAUGACGUUCAUUCAGAGGUCACAUGUGACAAAGCGCCUCUUACCAAAUUCAAGAAAAAGCCAGGAUGUGCUGAUCCAACUACAGAGGCUUAGGGGAAGAAACAAUUAAGAAAGACAGUUUAAAUGUACAGUUCUAAAGUGAUAUAGUCUGGAACAAAUAUACAAACAACACAAAGAUGACUGUUACUCACAGGAAAACGUUUGAGUCCUCUGUGAUACAUAUUAUUACACUGUGAUCAGACUGCAAAUAAAUGUAUGUUAAUAAUUAUCUUAAUAAUUCAAAAAAGAGCUGUUGUCUUCUGCUUUUGAUCCAGCAUUGUAAAUAAAUGACAAAUGCUGUUUGAGCCGAAUGUAAGUUCAGUAAUAAGCAAAUAAAUACAGAAGCAGCUAUUGCUCAGUCUAUCUCUUAACUAUUUGAUUUCAAAAUUUCAAAGUAUUAUUUUACUGUUGUAAUGGGAGCAUAAUAUUUCUCCAGGGUAGCAAUUGUGUUAAUUUAUUGUGCAUUAAAAUAUGCUUGUUGCAAUAAUUGUGUAAAGUAUUGGUAAAAAAUAACCAGUUUACAUUAUAU
Molecule: messenger RNA, 2617 nt
Organism: Myxocyprinus asiaticus (Chinese sucker)
Lineage: Eukaryota; Metazoa; Chordata; Actinopteri; Cypriniformes; Catostomidae
Product: neural cell adhesion molecule 2-like
Exons: 16
Coding region: 58-2142 (694 amino acids)
Biological process (GO): cell adhesion
Cellular component (GO): membrane
Molecular function (GO): protein binding
Source: RefSeq, a predicted model, not a curated record